AUGCUUCCAAGAAGUUAUUUCAAAAAGAUGAAAAAGAUGUUUAAAUUGUUAUUAGAAUAUUCAGUAUUUGCUAAGAAUGAAAAUGUCAAAAUUGCACUCAAUUUGGUUGAUAGAUAUAAAAGAAAAGCCAAACCAAUUUUGAAAAAAAUAGAAAAAACAUUUAAAAUUACGGGUAACGACAAUGAGUUUGAAAUCAAAAAAUUCGAAAUUGAAGCUAGACAUGAUGGAAAAAAUCUUAUGUAUUAUUUGAAGAAAAAGGAAGGUGUUACUACCCAAAGAACUCCAGCUCAAGUACCACAAGAAGGUGCAACACAACAAAGAAGACGAGCAGAUCAACCAUUAAGACAAGAACAAAUUCAACAACAAAGGGAAGUGUUUGGUCUUGAAGGAAGAAGAGAUGAAAGAGCACAACCUAAUGUAUAUGAACAAAUUCCAACUCCACCAACACAACAAAUGGAACAAAUGAACAUAGGAGGUGAAAGACAACAAAGAGAAGUUGAACACAGACAGCUUCCACAAGUUCCAAGAUCAAGAACGCCUUCCCCGAGACCAAGAGGUGCUGAAGGCGGCACUGAACAUGUUUAUGAAGAAUUACCAAAGUAA
This is a messenger RNA of Entamoeba invadens IP1, 603 nucleotides long. RefSeq lists its product as hypothetical. The transcript has a single exon. NCBI's taxonomy places the organism in Eukaryota, Evosea, Mastigamoebida, Endamoebidae. The coding region runs from base 1 to 603 and encodes 200 amino acids. The record is from RefSeq and is a predicted model, not a curated record.